CCUUUGUCCUGUGACCCCCUCCCCACCCAACACGCCUCAUCCCCUUCCCCUACACACUAACUUGCAGUGAGAGUGUGUGUGUGUGUUAGUACAGCCCUCCACCACCACCACCACUACCGCCCUCCUCCCCUUGUGUGAGUGUAUCUGCCGGGGCUGAUGCCGUGUCUGAGGCAUGGGGGGUUAAAGAGGAGGACUGCUUGCACCCGUCCCCCCCACCCCAAAAAAGAAAAAACUACCUGUGUGGCCCCCGCAUGCACGCAUGUGGAGGAAGGAGGACAGCGGACCGGGGAUGUGUUUGAUGCGGGGACAAGGUCUUAUUAUCCCCGAGACAACAACAGCGACGAGCGCCUCCUCAGCAUUUUAUUGGACAUUUAUUGACCACGUAAAAAUAAGGGGUUGGAGGACAUGAGCCGCUGUGCGUAAUAGAGGAGGAGGAGGAGUGGACGUUGGGACGCAACGCUGCCCUUGUGUUGAUAGUCGGAAUAAAACAUGACAGUGCUGUUGUUGCCUACCUGGAGCACAGUUUGACCAAUAACCUGACAAAGAUGGUGACUUCCUCCAUCUGUGUCUUCUCCCUGUCCUCUGCAGGCAUGGCAUGUGCCGACUCUUUCCUGUGAAUAUGCCUUCGUAAAGUUCUCUGGCUCGCCAACAGUCGCCGGGAUUCCCCGCAAUAUUUUCAACAAGAGACGGAGGCAGAGAGACAGAGAGGAAAGGAGCAAAAAAAUCAGCAAAAAUGGACAAAGAGAGUAUUGGCACUCGGUAUGAGCCCGUGGCCGAGAUCGGAGAAGGCGCUUAUGGGAAAGUGUACAAGGCGAGGGACCUGAAGAACGGCGGACGAUUUGUAGCCCUGAAAAGAGUUCGAGUCCAGACGGAGGAAGAGGGGAUGCCUCUCUCCACCAUCCGGGAGGUGGCGGUACUGAGGCAGCUGGAGGCCUUCGAUCACCCCAAUGUUGUCAGGUUGUUUGACGUGUGCACAGUCUCUCGAACUGACCGAGAAACCAAACUCACCCUGGUCUUUGAGCAUGUGGAUCAGGACCUGACCACCUACCUGGAGAAGGCCCCCGACCCUGGAGUACCACCUGAGACCAUCAAGGAUAUGAUGUACCAGCUGCUCCAGGGGUUGGACUUCCUGCACUCUCACCGCGUUGUCCACCGCGACCUGAAGCCCCAGAACAUCCUGGUCACCAGCGGAGGACAGAUCAAAUUGGCCGACUUCGGCCUGGCGCGCAUCUACAGCUUCCAGAUGGCGCUCACCUCUGUGGUGGUGACACUGUGGUACAGAGCCCCAGAAGUGCUGCUCCAGUCCAGUUACGCUACACCAGUGGACCUGUGGAGCGUCGGCUGCAUCUUUGCUGAGAUGUUCAGGAGAAGGCCGCUGUUUCGAGGAAACUCAGAUGUUGAUCAGCUGGGAAAGAUUUUUGAUGUUGUCGGGGUACCUUCAGUAGAGGACUGGCCCCAGGAAGUGGCCCUUCCACAGAGUGCCUUCACCCCUCGGCCCCCUAAGCCAAUAGAAGACUUGAUUCCGGACAUGGAAGAGCAAGGACGGGCCCUCUUAAUGCAAUUCCUCGCCUUCAACCCCUCCAGGAGGAUAUCGGCCUUCGCGGCGCUGAGCCACGCCUACUUUCAAAGCGUGGACAGCCACAGUAGAAGUGUGUACGCGGCCCAGCCCAUCCCCAGCAACAAGCCCACUAUGGAGGAGAGGAGCGCUUGACAGUCGUCCCUCACCCUCAGUCAUCCAACACAGCGUCUAUGAAAAGCGUUCAGCUCGCUUCUCUGCCGUCUGCUUCAUGUUUGCUUUCACAGCGUGAAAUCAAAGUGCGUUGAUUAACAUUUUCCAGACUCUGUUUGGCGGAUGAAUAUUAAAUGUCAAAGUGAAAACAAAACCUGUAGAAACGGAUGAAAAUUUUAAGUUCAAAUACAAAACACAAACUAACUGAUUGAAAGGGUGCAAAAUUCAGAAUAUUUAUCAGACCUUAGGCAUCAGUCACCGCCUUGCAUCUGUGUAGUAUCUGUAUCAGUGUUGCACAUUUCAAGAAAGCUACUUUUCUUGUUUGCAAACGUGCAUAAGCUCUGUUAAGUUAUAUGGAGAGUGUGACUGAGCAGCAGCUUUAAGUUCUGCAUGAAAUUCUUGAUUAGAUUGUGAUUGCACCCUUUCCUUUUUUUGCUUAAAGACUGAGCUCACUCUGCUCCAUACUCACUGCCUCCACAUUUUACUGAUCUCCUUCCAAUGACUCCUCAUUUUUCAUAAUGUCUAUCUAUUCAUAGUGUAGUUUAUGUCCAUAGCUGCAGCAGAUGCAUUUAACAAAAAAACAAAACAAAUUUUAAUGACACACAUGAGAUUCUAUCUACUAUCCAACCUCAGAGAUUUGUUUUCUCUUUGACGAGAAAGAGAUGUUUUUCUGAAAUUCAGCGUUAAAACAAAAGCUUAAUCGACUGUGAUUCCGUGUUGCGCAUAAACUCAGAAACAUGAAAUAGACCCACAGGGGGCAAAUACCUUUUAUAGUCAAUGUACGGCGCUCUGGGAAAGUCCUCAGAAGAAGAGAGUCUUGACGCGUCGGGAACGACGACGCCAACGCUCUCGCCCCCUUGAACUGAUGCACAAAGCUAUCCUCCUUCCAUGAACUGAUGGAUUGUAAUUGCUGCUUUUAGGUUUAAAAUGUUGAUGAUGGACUGUGUUGAAGCAAUGCAAAGACACUUGCAUCUCAGACUGACUGGUGGCAGUGGAUGGACCGAACCGUGUAGGCCACAACGCAGAGGCCUCUUUCUGACCAGUGUUCAGCCUUGCAAGAGCCCUCUCUCGACUGAGGUGGAGGGGGGGGGGUACCAGACCGUACGGGAGCCCGUGUGGAAUGGCGUCGGAUCUGGCGUGUGCACCACCACUGACAUUGGCGCACUCCGGCACACGCCUGCCCAUUUUUGAACCAUUACAAGGCAUCACAAGCCAACCACUCGCUGCCAUGUCGUGACUUAUCAUUCCUGUCAUAUAUGUAUUAUAUCACUGCCACCUUGAGGAUGUCCUGAGUAACUGCAGACCAGUAGCGGGAUUCUAAUGGCCUCUGCACUCUUCGAGGGACUCGUCGUCAUCAUUAUGAUUGGGCUGAUAUCGGUGCUGAGACAAUGAUGAAAGAACCUUAUAGAAAAAGUUCCUGCCACUCACUCGGUGUUUUAUGACUUGCUUUUUAGUCUUUGCCGUCAUGGGCUUUUUUAUCCUUAUGAAAUACAAUUAUUAUUUACUAUUUGAAUGAUACAGUAAUGCACAGGCUUGCAAUAGGUGGAGAAAGUCCCACCAGCACUACUCAUCAUGAAAACAUUUGGCAUAGUAUUGUUGCCAAUAUUCUGUAUUUAAUUUUAAUUUUAUUGACAAGUCUUAUAUGCUUUUUUUUUUCCUGUCAAGUUUGUUACUUGUUUUUUUUUUGUUUUUUUUAAGAUGCUGGGGCAUAUAAUAUUCUUACACCAAUUACACCAACUUUGUAGAUGAUUAUAGAAUUUGUGUAAGAAUAGUUUGACAAUGUAAGGAAUGUAUAAAUGAUAGGCAUUGGUACUGUACAGUAUGUAGUGCUAAGAACAAGCUGCAACGAUGGACAACCUUUGAUACGUGCAUCGUCAGCCCAUAGAAAUGUCAUGAAAAAAAUGGAAUAGACGUAGAGUAGCGAGGGUCAGUGGAAUGUCGUACGGCGAGAGUAUUUUUUCUAUUGAAAAUGUCGGGCGGGUUCUGUGGGUGCUUGUUGAACUUCAUUUACUUUGGAUUGAGAGUGACUACCAAUUUUACAGUGGUUUUAUAAUGAAAUAAUGCACAAUUAUUUUCUGUACAGUUUUUAUUUUUUAUUUUUUUGCUUUAUUUUUCAGUUUGUCCUCUUUUAUUCAAGUUCAAUUUUUACCAGCAAAGGAAAAAAAAGCAAGUUAUCCAGAGUUGUAUUUUUGUAUGUAGUAGUUCUUGCAGAACAGUAACAUAUUUUAACACUGGUUUUCUUAACAGGUAGUGCUGCUAGCACACACACACACACACAGACACACAUACACCCCUUUAACUUUCUCAGGUUCUUGUUAUGGACGUCCGAAUCUCUCGGACACAGUUUGCACAUCCUCGGGCUACUAACUGACCACAUCACCUUCAUCAUCCUUCAGGUUUUUCUUUUUUUCAAACUGUUCCUCCACCACGAUGGUCGUCUACUGUCAUUCCUGUUUUAUCAGAUAUAUGUUACUGUAGUCAUUACUGUCUGAAGAUAACUGCCUGUAUGAACUGUUUUAUGCCAGAAACCGUUUUAAUUGUUAGAUGGCGAACACGAUGUAGAUCCAUGUAUAACUGUCUGCUUUGACUUAAGCACUGUGUGAAUUUUUCUAUUUGAUAAAGACUCAUAUCUGGUGUCAGUGGUGCGUACAAUGCAAUGAGAGCUCCAAAUACUUUAGGCGUAGAGGUUUACAAUACAAACAGGUUUCCUUCGUCUCAUUACACUUGAUACAAUCACUGUAAAGCUUUCCUCGUGAGUUAAUCAGCUUGUAAUAACAUUUCAGUCUCGUAUUGAUAACACACAACUGAAGUCCACUGUUGAGCUUUGAAAAACGUUCGCUGUGUUUGAAACCGACGUGUCUUGAUCCACCACAUGAACUCGCAUCUCUCACACACACAAACACACAAGUUCCUGUGUCACAUUUGUUUUUAACACAUUAAAUUUGAGACUAGGAACACCACAAUCAUGGCAUUAUACUUAUGUAUGAAUGCAGGCAUUGGUGUCUUAUUAUUGUGUUGCACCAGUUGAAUAAAAAGCAGCUUUUUACGAA
This is a messenger RNA of Hippoglossus stenolepis (Pacific halibut), 4779 nucleotides long. It is a transcript of the gene cdk6, whose product is annotated as cyclin-dependent kinase 6. The transcript is spliced from 8 exons. The record is from RefSeq and is a predicted model, not a curated record. Gene Ontology annotation, biological process: regulation of G2/M transition of mitotic cell cycle; signal transduction; regulation of gene expression. NCBI's taxonomy places the organism in Eukaryota, Metazoa, Chordata, Actinopteri, Pleuronectiformes, Pleuronectidae. Gene Ontology annotation, cellular component: cytoplasm; nucleus; cyclin-dependent protein kinase holoenzyme complex. Gene Ontology annotation, molecular function: cyclin binding; ATP binding; cyclin-dependent protein serine/threonine kinase activity. The coding region runs from base 734 to 1711 and encodes 325 amino acids.